UUCAGAGUAAUGGAUAAUGAUGUAUCCAAAGAUUAUCCAGUGCUUCGUUCAUCAUUGCAGUGCGUCAAGCACUCGCCCAGUCCCGGACUUCCGCUGGUCUACCUCAACACCUUCCUAAGCGCAUCGUUCGCCGAGCUCUUUACAUUUCCCCUAGACGUGACAAAGACGCGACUGCAUCUUCAGGGCGAAACGGCGGAAAUGGCGCAUGCCAAGGGUAGCCAAACACGUGGCAUGUGGGGCACAUUUGCGGGCAUGGCGCGCGAGGAGGGAUUGCGUGGCGUCUAUGGCGGACUUUCGGCCAUGAUUAUACGGAAUUUAUUCUUCAAUGGGCCACGCGUUGUAUUCUAUGAUUUCAUUCGCCGGCAGCUCAUCUAUGUGGACAAUCAGGGCAAGGAAGUGUUGACCGUAUUUCGGGGUUUCCUCUCCAGUUGCCUGGCGGGUUGCACGGCUCAGGCGAUUGCCAAUCCCCUAGAUAUCGUGAAGAUCCGCAUGCAAGUUGAGGGCCGACGCCGUGCCCUUGGAUAUCCGGCACGGGUUAGCAAUGUGAAGCAGGCGUUGGAGUAUAUCUAUAUGCAGGGUGGCAUCAAGAGCAUGUGGAAGGGCGUGGGACCAAGCUGUCUGCGUGCCAUGCUGCUGACAACGGGCGACGUGGCUGUUUAUGACCUCAGCAAGCGAAAUAUAAUCUCCAUGAUUGGCUUAGAAGACGGCAAGCUUGUGCAGUUUUUGGCCUCAGUCUCCUCAGGAUUGGCAGCCAGUGUGCUGAGCACUCCCACCGAUGUUGUCAAAUCACGAAUCAUGAAUCAGCCGGUGAAUGAAAGGGGUCAGGGAAUGCACUAUAAGAACGCCUUCGAUUGCUAUUACAAACUUAUUACCCAGGAAGGCAUUAUGGCCAUGUAUAAAGGCUUUCUGCCAUGUUGGUUACGCGUUGGUCCUUAUAACAUAUUCUUCUGGAUCGCCUUCGAGCAGUUGCUUCGUCUGCAGGGUCAACAUAGUUUUUGAUUCAUACCCUGUUCGUCUUUAUUUGUGAAUGCAGAUGGAUAUGUGGACACUUGUCGAGGAGAAGUGUAAUCGGCUUAUCGAUUAGUAAUUAAGCAGUUGCCCAGCCCUGGUUGUAAAUUGGAAUGCAAAUUCAAAUUGAAAACAAUGCAAGGCCAGUCAGUGGCGUCACCUAGGCAGAUAUAUAAUAUAUUUGUAUUGUGGCAUCAAAAUCGUAAAAAAUUACAUGUGCCUUUGAAAAUUUGCAUAUUUUAUUAAAUGAAUUAAUGUA
Drosophila nasuta is the source of this 1267-nucleotide messenger RNA. Its product is annotated as mitochondrial uncoupling protein 4C-like. Bases 10 to 999 code for a protein of 329 amino acids. NCBI's taxonomy places the organism in Eukaryota, Metazoa, Arthropoda, Insecta, Diptera, Drosophilidae. The record is from RefSeq and is a predicted model, not a curated record. The transcript is spliced from 2 exons.